AAAAGAAAAAACAGAAACAAAAGAUGCUUAAGUUUUCUAAUGUGAGAAGCAAACACCUACACCCUAGCCUCUUCGCCUCCUCUACCAUGCCUAUUUCUAGAAUCCUCCUUGUCUUCAUCUCUUUCCAGAAAUUCAAAUCCCUCAAAAAUCUCCAUUUAUGGCUAAUCUACUAUUGGCAUAAUGACAGCCCUAUCCCUUUUUGAUUUACCGUUUUUCUUUAUCUUUUAAAUGGGGUUUUUUUGGUGGAAAUUCAGAUCUGAAGGAACCUCAUCCAGUGGCCAUGGUUUAUCCGCCCUUCAUCGACCUCGGGAUGGCGAACAGUAAUAAUGAACGGGAGCCUUUAAUUGGGUUUUCACUUUAUUUUUCAUUAACCAGCCGGAUUAAUUCAACCAAUGAAGAGAAAAGGAAGUCAUUAUUAGCAUCCACCUACAAGAAAUCUUUGGAAACCCGAAUCGCCAAAGCGUAUUUAAACUCAGGGAAGUGCCUUUGUCUGCUCUAUUCUUGGAUUUUUUUGCCUCGUUUUCUUGUGUUUUUCUGGCUUAAUGUUUUCUCAUAUUAUCUUCUUGAAAUUAUUCUCAGGAUUUAUUUUGUGUGUCGAUUAUGUUUUCUAGAUCCUUCCUAUUUGCAUGUUGUGAUGAUUUGUUUAGUGAACUAUUUGAUAUUAAUUUUGCUCUGUCUGUGGUAUUUUUUAAUUCAAAAAUGCAUUCUAGAUCCUUCCGUAGUCUCUCCUUACUGCUGGUGCAACUAUUCGACUUCUAAGUGUUUUGUUUGUGCUCAAAGUUUCUCUUAUUUAUACUCUCCGUUGAUUCGCAUUAAUAGUACAACCAACUUCCAUUCCUCAGACUACUAUUUAAAGCAUUGCCUUAUCCAGCUCCUUCCUCCACAAAGCCAUCCCAUUCAAUCAUAUUCUCCCUUUCUUGCCUUAAUGUCUGCUAAGCCUACAGAAUCUAGCUAUGCCAACAUUCUUAAGAUCAACCACUCUUCAUCUUCCCCUAAUGCUACCCAACAGGGAAGUAACGAGUAUGAAUGUGGAAGCAACUAUCAUAAUAAUGGUCAAACCACCUCCCCUAAACCAGCUGAGAUUGAACCCAUCUCUGUGGGAAUUGUCAGUCCUGAUCAUGCUACCCCUCCCUCAUUUGAUGCGCCACCACCUCAUCAUGCACCACAAGUUCCAAGUCCAAGUGUUCCUACCAUAGACCUCCCAGCUCCUGCUCUGGAAGCUGAUCAAGUAGCCUUGCUGUCAGCUACUUGCCUUUUGGGAAAAACAUGGGGAGAAGACCUUCCUAAGCAAGCUGUUAUGUCUAGACUUCGUAGGGAUUGGGGCUCUAUUCAUGGGUCACUUCGGGGGAAACUGUCACUCUCAAUCCUCCCUCCUCUACCAAGGAACUUGAGUUUGAGUCUAUCAUGGAGGAUGAUGAUGACUUGGACCAAGACUUUCUCAAUAUGUGUGGCAACAUUGCUAACAAUGAUGAGUUUAUGUCAAAUGAUGAGCUGCUCUAUGAAUUCCAGACUGCUGCUGACAUUGUUGCUGAACCUCCUGUCAUUCCGUCUGCUGCUGAACUCUCCAAGAGGAGGAAGAGAGAUGAUGGUGCUCUCUCUUCCCCCAUCCCCUCUACUGAAUGAAUUGGUCCUUGCUAUGUUAUUCCUUCUAUCAUACCCUCCUUUUGGUUAUUUUUUGGCUCAUGAUCAACUAUCUCACUUGCUGGUUGUAUCCCAGAUGGACUUACAUGUAUCUCUUUCUUUAUGCCCCUUAUCUUCCUUUUAUGUAUGCUAAGUACAGUAAUCAAUGUACUGAGGGUUGUUUUCUUUGGUCUCAUUUAUGUAAUGAAAGAAGGAAUUGGUGUUAUUUAUC
Spinacia oleracea (spinach) is the source of this 1852-nucleotide messenger RNA. RefSeq lists its product as uncharacterized. The transcript has 2 exons. NCBI's taxonomy places the organism in Eukaryota, Viridiplantae, Streptophyta, Magnoliopsida, Caryophyllales, Amaranthaceae. Bases 281 to 1774 code for a protein of 497 amino acids. The record is from RefSeq and is a predicted model, not a curated record.